AUGGUUUUUUAUAAACCACUAAAUAUUCUCGUCGUCCUCGUUCUCUUAUCAUUUGCCAAGGGACUUACACUGCUAGGUGAUUGGACUCUUACAAAAUUAUCAGCAGAUACUUUACCCACUGGUAUUGCCAAUGCUCAAAAUGGCGGUAUUCCUGCUAUAAAUGCAGAUACCGCUAUUAGCAUAGACCCAAAUGUUGGCUGCAGCUCAAUAAGUCUGAACAGUGAAGUCUGGAGUUUAACAGCAGACGCAUCCAGCAGUUUAAUCACUCUUACAGAAUACGCAUUUGGAUUUUGGGUCAACUUUGAAUCAACUAUUAGCAAUAAAGUUUUUCAAUUCGGAUCUGACAGUGGCGCACACUAUAUUGUCUCAUCAACUGUAGAUGGCACCUUAAAAGUUUCCUUCUUUUCUGACGCUACAACAACUGAUUCAGCUAAUGACUUCUCCAUAACUGUCCCUUUAAGUAAUUUCUAUACAGAUAAGUGGUUCUUUAUUGUGUUUCACUUUUUCGAUAAUUCAGGCACUAUUACUUUGGAGAUUAUAUUCCCUGGCACAGCCCUAAUUUCCAAAACUUCAGGAAGCUCAGCUGUUGCUUUUGCUCUGCCUGGCGGGCUCUUUUAUUUUGGAAUGUCAAUUAAGGGAAAGUUCCAUAAGGUUGUUCUUACAAAGUCUGCUACCAUAAAUGCUUCCUUUGAUACAAUAACAUUAAAUGAUGGCUCAAGUACGGAAGCUAUAGCAGCGCCUUGUACUCCUGCUGCAGAUUGCAUUGAUAGUGUAUGCUCUCAAAGUUUCAGCAGUCUUACAGGAAGCAUAUGCUUAUCAUCAUUACAGUAUUGCACCACUUGUACAGCCAGCGGAUGCAUUACUUGUGAUCCUGAUUCAGCUAGAGAUGAAGCACAAUAUUGCCGAGCUUGCAAGGAUGAUGGCACUACUAAUGAGCUUAAAAAUUAUCACUGUAAUUUCUACUUAGGUUGCGCAAAAGCUAAUCAUUGUGCUGCAUGCUCGACAAAAAGCACUCAAUGCGAUUUAUGUCCAGCUGGAUACUUCCUUAAUGACGAUAGUGUUACUUCUUCAACAUCUUGCAUUUGUAAGAUUUUAUUUAGCUUGUACCGACUCCUGCACAAAUUGCCAGCCAGGUCCUGAUUGCUAUACUUGUGCUACAACAAUAACUCAAACAGGAACUACUUGCAGGGAAGACUCUGUUGGAUUCCAGGUCAGCGUCAAUCUUCCGAAUAUCGUGAUUGACUUUGCUCAUCCACUUUCAACUGGACUGUCGAAAAGUUCAUUUACAGCUACCUCAAACUCAGGUACAAAUAUCGCUACAAGUACAUGGACUUUUGCUGGCUGCACAGCAGGCUUGAUGCAAUGCAGCAUUGGAGCUCCUAAUCUUCAAGAAAGCGAUCUCCCAGUUACACUUGACUUCGAGUUUACUCAAGUCUAG
Messenger RNA from Blepharisma stoltei, 1438 nucleotides. NCBI's taxonomy places the organism in Eukaryota, Ciliophora, Heterotrichea, Heterotrichida, Blepharismidae. The record is from the annotation of a GenBank genome assembly.